Mycosarcoma maydis (corn smut) is the source of this 198-nucleotide messenger RNA. RefSeq lists its product as uncharacterized. The transcript has 3 exons. The coding region runs from base 1 to 198 and encodes 65 amino acids. Gene Ontology annotation, cellular component: transcription factor TFIIH holo complex; transcription factor TFIIH core complex. Gene Ontology annotation, biological process: nucleotide-excision repair, preincision complex assembly; transcription initiation at RNA polymerase II promoter; nucleotide-excision repair. The record is from RefSeq and is a predicted model, not a curated record. NCBI's taxonomy places the organism in Eukaryota, Fungi, Basidiomycota, Ustilaginomycetes, Ustilaginales.
AUGAAGGCCUACAAAGGUAUGCUCUUGACCUGCGAUGCAGCAGUGAAGCAGCUCAUCCUAUCAUUGGACGAACGCAAUCGGUUCAUCAUCAUGGACCUCGAUGAAACGCAUCUGCUCAUCUCCCCGGAUCGCAUCGACUGGCUACGAGCUGAACUUGAAGUAGAGCUCGAGAAGAAUACGUAUACGCUCGAACCAUAG